Molecule: messenger RNA, 1276 nt
Organism: Thalassophryne amazonica
Lineage: Eukaryota; Metazoa; Chordata; Actinopteri; Batrachoidiformes; Batrachoididae
Product: syntaxin-11-like
Exons: 2
Coding region: 283-1167 (294 amino acids)
Biological process (GO): intracellular protein transport; synaptic vesicle fusion to presynaptic active zone membrane; exocytosis
Cellular component (GO): synaptic vesicle; endomembrane system; SNARE complex
Molecular function (GO): SNARE binding; SNAP receptor activity
Source: RefSeq, a predicted model, not a curated record
UGCCUGAUAGAUGGCCUAAUUACCAACUGUAUCAUCUGAAGGAAUUUGGCAUAAGACUUCAUGAACAAAACUAGGCACAUUAAAGAAAAAAAAGAAAUCAAGGAAGUGUUUGGAUGUGCAGUUAAUAUCUAUCACCUGGUUGGAAACAGCUGUCACAUGGCUGAGCGGUAAUUCCCCGAAACAAAGCAGAAAAAGAUGCUUUGGAUGGACUGAGUCACAAUGAGACGAGUGGAAAGGACUUGCUAGGUUUUUAAGAAUUGUUUUUCCCUCCAAACAGGCAAAAUGCGGGACAUGCUGGAGAGGCUGCAGGCCAUAAGAGAAGAGCAGGACAACAGUCUAGAGUUUUAUGGUCCUGAAAGAAAUGUGGAUGAGGUUGAUUUUUCCCAAGAGGUAGUUGUGUUUAAGUCCUCGGACAUUGAUGAGCUUCUGCAGGAGGUCCACUCUAUACAAAAGGAGAUCUCUUCAUUCCAGUUAGAAGUAGAACGUUUCUGCAUGAACAGUGAAUGCUUCACUACCACCACGCGGUGUUUCAGCGUGCUCAAAAGAAACUGUGACUCGAUUGCCAGGGGGCUCCAGCAGCAUGGGGAGGCCCUCCAUACACGCCUCCAGACUUUUGGAAAACAGAGCAAAGAACUACAGGAGCAAGCAGGCCCCAACUCUGCCGUGAGCCGGAUUGCUCGCACUCAGUACGACGCUCUCACGCUCGCCUUCCACACUGCCAUGAGACAGUACAACACCGCAGAGGAAAAGCGGAGGGCCGCGUGUCGAGGACGGAUCCAGAGACAGGCUUCUAUAUUGGGGUCCAAAAUCACAGACAAGCAGCUGGACGAGCUGGUGGACAAAGGCUGCGAGGGUUGGGCUGAGCUUUCCCACAACCUUCAGACGCAAAGUGGACACUCAUCCCGCUGGGCGCUGAAUGAGAUCAAAGGCCGACACAAGGAGCUGGUGGAGCUGGAGGCCAGGAUGAACGAAGUCCAUGAGCUGUUCCUGCAGAUGGCCAUACUGGUGGAGGAGCAGGGGGUCAUGCUCAACAACAUUGAGGCUCAUGUGUCCAGGACCGGCGAAUAUGUGAAACAAGGAAACUUUCGCUUGAACAGGGCCAUCCAACACAAGAAAAAAAACCCCUUCCGGCAAUGCUGCUCCUGUUUACCCUUCAUGCGGCGCUAAAACACCUUCUAGCACCUGCGCCAACUUGAUGUAGUUUUACCAAUGACCUUAAGAACUAAAUAAAUGCUGAAAGUUAGCGACUGCAGAGCUUCAAUCAUGUGAAAUCCAA